Oryza brachyantha (malo sina) is the source of this 633-nucleotide messenger RNA. Its product is annotated as 60S ribosomal protein L37a-1. Gene Ontology annotation, biological process: translation. The record is from RefSeq and is a predicted model, not a curated record. The coding region runs from base 97 to 375 and encodes 92 amino acids. NCBI's taxonomy places the organism in Eukaryota, Viridiplantae, Streptophyta, Magnoliopsida, Poales, Poaceae. Gene Ontology annotation, molecular function: structural constituent of ribosome. The transcript is spliced from 5 exons. Gene Ontology annotation, cellular component: ribosome.
UCGCGCUUCAGGAUCGAGCCCUCACACGCUCGCCGCCGCCGCCGCCACCACGACCUCGCUACAGCAGGCGCCUCCGUCCCAGUCCCCGUCGCCGAAAUGACAAAGCGCACCAAGAAGGCUGGAAUUGUUGGCAAAUACGGCACUAGGUAUGGUGCCAGUUUGCGUAAGCAAAUCAAGAAGAUGGAGGUAUCUCAGCACUCCAAGUACUUCUGUGAGUUCUGUGGGAAGUUUGCUGUGAAGAGGAAAGCGGUUGGAAUUUGGGGAUGCAAGGACUGUGGCAAGGUCAAGGCUGGCGGUGCUUACACCAUGAACACUGCUAGUGCGGUCACUGUCAGGAGUACAAUCCGUCGCUUGAGGGAGCAGACUGAAGCGUGAUUCAACUAUCUUUUGUGUCUUUGAGGGAGCAGACUUAAGCGUGAUUCAACUAUCGUUUGUGUCCUAAGCAGUACCAUUGAUUCUGUAUCGAGUCAAGACUUACCAGUCACUAUAUUGGCUCUUUAGCCGAAGCACAUCGUUUAGCAUUUUUGUUUUCUACUUUAGGAUCUCCUAAGAAUGUUACCAAAAUCUGUACUUUCAAGCCAUGGUGAACUUAAAUCAGUUAUUUAUGAUCCAAUGUGCGCGGUUCAAACUUCU